CGGCGUGUGACGUCAGGCGGCCCCGGAAAGGAGGGGGAGGGAAAGGGAGACGGGGACGUGGGGCUGAGCUGAGCCGAGCCGAGCUGAAUCGCUGAGUUCUGUCCCCGGUCCCGUGUCCGGGGCCCCGCUGACAUGACGCUCCCCAUCUUCUUCGGAUGCAACUUCAUCGCCUUCGGGCCGGCGCUCGGCCUCUUCCUCUUCACCAUUGCCCGUGACCCGCUCCGCAUCAUUAUCCUUAUCGCUGGAGCCUUCUUCUGGCUGGCAUCGCUGCUGUUUUCCUCCCUUAUCUGGUUUAUCGCAGUUAAAGCCAGCGAUCUCUGGGAUGAGCCAUUUCAGAAGGGGCUCUUGAUAUUUGGGGUGAUGUUCUCUGUGCUGCUGCAGGAGGCCUUCCGCUUUCUCUACUACAAGCUCCUCAGUCUUUAUGACCAUGGUGCUGAUUUUCCUUCACACCUUCUGGGGGAUCCUCUUCUUCCAUGGCUGUGAGCAUCAGCGCUGGCAGGAGAUCGCAGCUGUUGUUGUCAUGCACCUUGCUGUCUCAGGAUCGACUUUUUACAACCCCCUGUACACAGGCAGCCUGAUGCCUUCCUACUUGCUGAUGGCCACUGCCGCCACUUGGGCUUAUCUGCUCUCAGGGGGCUCUGCCCAGAACCUGUGGCGCUUCCUGCUCUGUCUACAGAGCGAUGCCAACCCUCAGCUGGAAUCUUGAGGCUCCAUGGGAUGUUCCUGUCCCCAGCCACCCCUGCCUUCCCCUCCAUUCUGGUGGCAAGAGCAGCCCUUGCCUUCUCUGCAAUAUCUUUUCUCCUAGACUGGUGGACCCUGGCCAGCCCUGGAGGGGCAGGCGCUGGGGUCUUGCUGCAGCAGUCAGCUGAGCAGUGUGGCUGGGGCUGGCUUGCUCUGCCACCCCUUUGAGAGCCCCCAGAGAACAGCUCGGUUUUGGGGGACUUUGGUGCCAAAACCCGGGAACCCUGGAUUCAGGUGAACAGUGGCCGGAGCGGCAGGACCAGCCCGGCAGGGGGGACGCUCCCAGAGCUGCGAGGAGUGUUAUAAAUAAGAGCCAAUAAAUCGAUUCUGCGUCAA
Columba livia (rock pigeon) is the source of this 1077-nucleotide messenger RNA. Its product is annotated as gamma-secretase subunit Aph-1b-like. The record is from RefSeq and is a predicted model, not a curated record. Gene Ontology annotation, molecular function: protein-macromolecule adaptor activity. The transcript has 5 exons. Lineage: Eukaryota; Metazoa; Chordata; Aves; Columbiformes; Columbidae. Gene Ontology annotation, cellular component: membrane; gamma-secretase complex; endoplasmic reticulum. Bases 422 to 706 code for a protein of 94 amino acids. Gene Ontology annotation, biological process: protein processing; positive regulation of catalytic activity; Notch signaling pathway.